This is a messenger RNA of Branchiostoma belcheri (Belcher's lancelet), 785 nucleotides long. Its product is annotated as WD repeat-containing protein 7-like. NCBI's taxonomy places the organism in Eukaryota, Metazoa, Chordata, Leptocardii, Amphioxiformes, Branchiostomatidae. The record is from RefSeq and is a predicted model, not a curated record. The transcript is spliced from 4 exons. Gene Ontology annotation, molecular function: protein binding. Gene Ontology annotation, cellular component: cytoplasm. The annotation marks the transcript as partial.
GUGGCCCGCCACGCCGCCAUGGCCGCCAACGCGCAGUCCCAGAGCGCGCCCAUCCACACGUCCGUGUUGGUACGCGGGAAACCGGAGAUACUGAGAGUCAUCGAACUGCUGAUUGACAAGAUGCAGAGUGACGUGGCUGAACUGAUUGUGGAGGUUAUGGACAUCACAGUGCACUGUCUGGACGCCGCCCAGUUGAAACAGAAGGGACUGCAGGAGACUUUUCCUGCCAUCUGUCGCUUCAACAUGGUCAGCUACGAUAACCACAGCCGGCGCAUCGCUGUGGGGGCCAGGAACGGCUACCUCGCGCUGUACGACCAGAAAACAGCCAAAUGUCAGAUGAUAGCUGCCCACAGUGCUCCUGUCAUGGCGGUAGCGUUUUCCCCUGACGGCAGACAUCUCGCCACGUACUCAUACCAGGAGAACAAACUCCUGUUCUGGCAGAUGGCAGCAGGGUUGUUUGGCAUGAUGAGUGGCUCCAGUAUCAAGUGUAUCCGGUCCCACGACACCCGACCGGCGCGCGCAGGGAGUAACACCUCGCUCAACAGCCUGCUGAAGGGGGUUCGCCUCGUCUGGAUCACGCAGAAAAACGUCAUCGUGCUCACCGGAGACGGUUCUGAACAGAAGUUUAGUGUCUAGUGAGAAAUAGAGUCUUAUGCUGAGGUCACAUUUCCAAACCGGGGCCCGGGCGGGCCAUUUCGAUUAACGAAACAUCAACAAUUUAUAUCAAUACUAGAAAGGCCGACAUUUGCUUGGGAGCAAAUACAGCAUAUUUCAGUCCAUCUCCC